This is a messenger RNA of Bombyx mori (domestic silkworm), 7728 nucleotides long. It is a transcript of the gene pds5, whose product is annotated as sister chromatid cohesion protein PDS5 homolog B-B. Bases 152 to 3736 code for a protein of 1194 amino acids. The record is from RefSeq and is a predicted model, not a curated record. The transcript is spliced from 21 exons. Gene Ontology annotation, biological process: DNA repair; mitotic sister chromatid cohesion. NCBI's taxonomy places the organism in Eukaryota, Metazoa, Arthropoda, Insecta, Lepidoptera, Bombycidae. Gene Ontology annotation, cellular component: chromatin; nucleus.
UCGAAUUUCCUAAUGAUUUUUACUCCAGUGACGUUUUAAUAACACGAUUAUGUUAUUUUAGUGAUUUAUUUUUCGGAGAUUGUGUAAGGUGUGUUAUAGUAAACAUCGGGACGUGAACGCAGGCCCACGUCUAUGACUUGUUAUUGGCAGCAUGGCGGAAAUAGUGUACCCGCAAGGCUGCCGCCCAAUCACCGAUGACCUCGGACCCGACGAGCUUGUGAGAAGACUUAAAGUAUUAGCCCAUACGUUACAAGGUCUCGGGCAAGAUGAGGGUAUGUACCAACAGUACAUACCGCUCGCCCUGCAUCUGGCUGAUGAGUUUUUUCUCACUCAUUCUUCUAAGGACGUCCAGCUGUUGAUAGCUUGCUGCAUAGCUGACGUCCUACGGGUGUACGCGCCGGAAGCGCCAUACAAAGACCAGGAACAGGUCAAAACUAUAUUCUUGUUCCUCAUAAACCAACUGCAAGGCCUGCGUGAUCCAAAGAAUCCGGCCUUCAAACGCUACUUUUACUUGUUGGAAAAUCUUGCCUACGUCAAGUCAUUUAAUAUGUGCUUCGAACUCGAAGACUGUCAGGAGAUAUUCUGCGCUCUCUUCUCAUUGAUGUUCAAGAUCGUUAACAUAGAGCAUUCGACCAAAGUGAAAGCGUUCAUGUUAGACGUCCUGUGCCCGUUGAUCACGGAGUCGGACGUCGUGUCCAAUGAGUUGCUGAACGUGAUAUUGAUCAAUCUAGUCGAACCGAACAAGCGGGAACACAAGCACGCCUUCGCACUAGCCAAGGAACUCAUCGUGAAGACCAGUGAGACUCUAGAGCCUUAUAUCCAAGCGUUUUUCAAUCACGUUCUAAUACUUGGCAAAGAAGAGAAGAGCCUUUUGAUAUUUUCGAAAGUCUACGAGCUAAUAUACGAGCUGUACCAGUGUUGUCCGUCUGUGUUACUAUCCGUGUUGCCGCAGCUCGAAUGCAAGCUGAAGUCUGCUCAUUUCCAAGAGAGGCUCAGUGGCGUCGCUUUAUUAGCUAGAAUGUUCUCUGAACCGGGCUCGCAGCUGGCCAAACAGUACCCGGCUCUGUGGCGGGCCUUCCUCGGCAGGUUCAACGAUAUCUCCGUACCGAUACGCAUCAAAUGCGUUCAGUACUGCAUGCACUUCCUCGUCCACCACCCGGACCUGAGGAAGGACAUAACCGAGACCCUGAAACUGAGGCAGCACGACGCCAACGAACAGGUCCGGUAUGAGGUCGUCAUGGCGAUCAUCGCGACGGCCCAAAGAGACUUCCAAGCGGUCGCCGAGUCUGAGGACCUCCUUCAUUUCGUAAAAGAAAGAACGUUAGAUAAGAAGUUUAAAAUCAGGAAAGAAGCCAUGUCCGGCCUGGCCAUGAUCUACAAGAAGUUCUUGACCGAAGAAAGCGUGCCGGCCGCUACCGAGAAAGCGGUCCAGUGGAUCAAAGACAAAAUUCUACACGGUUAUUACAUGACGGCGUUAGAAGACCGACUUCUAGUCGAGAGGCUUCUGAACACUUCGCUGGUUCCGUACACGUUACAGUCUGCGGUACGGAUGAAGAAGCUGUACUACUUGAUGUCUAAUGUAGACGACAACGCCACGAAAGCGUUCAUUGAGUUACAGAAGCACCAACUCGCAGUCCGGCGCACGGUCGCGGAAUGGAUCGAGUUGCACAGGAAGCCGCCGUCGCCGUCCGUUCAAAAGGAAUUGAUCGCUAAAGUCUUGCACAUAAGUACCAAAUUCCUUCCCGAGUCGGUGAAGGCGCAGGAGUUCCUGAACAAGUUCUCGCAGCACAUGAAGCAGUCGCCGGAGCUGUUGCAAGGAAUGGAGACGAUACUAAAUCCGAAUGUUAGCUGUGAAGUGUGCGUUCGCACUACUUCAAACGUCCUAAAGAAGCUCGGUCAGCCGGUGAUGACGAACUUGUACUACAACACUGUCAAGAUGCUCUUGGAGCGGGUCAGCUCGGUGAUGAUCGACCACGAGUCUCUGCUGAUACUGGUCGAAUACGUCGAGGGCUCCGUCACCGGCAUGAACACGACCAUAGCCGAGGAAUGCGGUAUCGACACGAAGAAGGCGGCGGAGCGCGGGCUGAAGCUGCUGGUGAUGCUGUCGUUCGUGUUCCCGGCGCACUUCCUGCACGAGGACGUGCUGACCCGCCUCACGUGCAUGCUGGAGCUGGACGACGAGGCCGUGGCGCCGCACAUCCUCGCCGCGCUCACCUUCCUCGGGAAAUACAGGCCGCUUAGCGAAGCGUGCCCCGCCCUGUUCCCGCGACUGAUCACCCUGUGCAAAGCCUACGCCGAGGUGGGCUCACCAAAACAAGCCAAGAAUGCUGUCAGGUGUUUAUUUGUAAACGUGCCAGAACAAAGGACCCAAAUAUUCACGGAGAUAUUAGAAACGUUGAAAGCCACAUUGAAUCCGUAUUCAGAACACUACCGGACCGCCAUCGUCACUCUGGGACACAUCGCGCACAACCUGCCCGACAACUUCCCCGUUCACAUCAAGAACAUUGUGUCUAGGAAGAUCGUAAAGGAGCUGCUGGUGCGCGAGGGGGGCGGCGCGACGGGCGGGGCGGGGGAGAGCUGGUGCCCGGAGCCCGAGCUGCCCGAGGAGACGCGCUGCAAGCUGGAGGGGCUCAAGUGCAUGGCGCGCUGGCUGCUCGGCCUCAAGAAGGACGAGCUCUCCGCGCAGAAGACGUUCCGCAUGCUCAACGCCUUCAUCGUGCACAAGGGAGAUCUGCUGCAGCAAAAUCGGUUGUCGAAAGCGGAGAUGGCGCACCUGAGGCUGGCCGCCGGCGCCGCCAUGCUCAAGAUAUGCGAACAGAAGGGCGUCGGCGACCAGUUCACCGCAGAGCAGUUCUACAACCUGUCUCACCUUAUGGUCGAUGAAGUACCACAAGUGAGGGAAGCUUUCGCUGCUAAACUACACAAAGGAUUAUCUAAGGGCAUACCGAACAAAUGUCUGCCGUUAGACUUCAUGGGCAUGUACGCGUUGGCCGGCAGAGAGCCCGACAAGCGCAUACGGAGCGUCAUCCGGCAGUUCAUGAUGGCCGACGUGGUGAGGAGACGGGAGUACGUUAGGAACAUCACAGUCGGCACCAAAGUGGAGCGCGCGGUGUCGCAGCUGCCGCACAUCCUGCCCGACUACAUGCUGGUGUUCGCGGUGCCCGUCCUCACGCACGACCCCGCCUUCACCGCCUACGACAACGUCGCGCAGCUCAAGAUAAUCAAGAACUGUCUCUGGUUCACGUUGGAGCCGUUAAUAACCCGUAACGAUUUCUACUGCUACGGAUUCUACAAAAGUCUAAUUGAACGUAUGAAAGUUCAUAAAGACGCGGUGAAUGAGAUGGACGACGCAUUAAAUUACAAAUUAUGGGCGGUUUGCGAUUUGGCCAUGUCCGUGAUAUGGGCGAGGUCGACGAGCUUCGAGCUUCGCGAGUUCCCGUCGGACGCGCGCAUCCCUACGAUGUACUUCGCGCCGCAACCAGAAGACUUCGUCAACACCAGGGUCUUCCUACCGCCCGAACUACAGCAUCCCGGAGGAGAGCUUGGGUUCCAACCGAAGAGGGUGGCGAUCGCGCCGGCACAGGACGAAACGCGCAUCAGGAAACGUCCGCGAUUAGAACGAGAGAACACUAAUGAUGUAGAGCCCUCGGAAGCGUCGGAAACCCAGAUCCAGCUGCCGGGCUUGGAACAGACCCCGGAGACCGACAUUGACGAGAUGCAGACGAAACGCGAGUGACGCGCCCCAAGCACGCCGAAUCAAAACAACUCCAUUUUUGGGUGCACAUCUGCGCAGACUAAAGCUGAAUACAAAUUUCGAUCGUUUCAAGUUUCGGCAAAUUCCGCGCUCCUCCCGCCUGAUACAUUACAGCGCGACACACGCCUAGUUGUAAAUAAACGUAUUUUACGUAAUAUACUAAUAAUGUUUUUGCUAAACGAACACCAGACUUGUACACAUGCCCUGAAGAUUCAAAUUACCAAAACAUGUCGAACACAACUCACUCAUCGGAUUCCGUAGUAAGCGUUAAAUAUUUUACACAAGCAGUAAGUAACAUGAGGUUAAUGAGAAUAUUUAAUCAAUUUAUCAACUUUUCCUGAAUGUAUAACAAAAUUUAAAAAGAUCUAUUGAUACGAUCUAUAAUAUUAUACGAAAACAAUAUUUUGUUUUCGUAUAAUAUUAUGGAAAUCACUGUGAGAUCACGUUAUUAUUUCUAGAUCUUAUUAGAAUAAUGUAAGAAAACAAAAAAAAAACCCCUCCGUGUAAAUUAAACAUAUUUGUUGUAACACGUUAAAAUUGUAUUUAAAUAUAUAAACAGAAUUGUUGGAUGACGCUUAAUAUAAACAAUAUCUAUAGAAAUAUACAAAUUGUAUUAUGAAAAAGUUCUUUAAAAAAAAACUGAAGUCUUAAGUAUGAGCUUUUUGAGUUCCAGUACACCUUCCAACUAUGCAUAAAUUGCAGUACUAAAGCUGCUAUACUGAAUAGUUUUAUGAAGUCAACCAAAACUGGGUAACUUUGGUAAAAUGGUAAGUUAAGAUUAGAAGGCCGUUUUUAAAAAUACAUUAUACAUAUGCCCACUCACUUAUCACUGCUGUGCACUUUAUUGGGCUGAAAUAUAAAAUAAAACUUAAUACAUUGUCCAAAUUAUUAGCAGUCAAUUUAGUUUUUAAAAUCGUAAAACUCCUCAAUAAAAGCAACUUAUAUCUCAGUCAGUUUGUCACACAGGGUUGCCAGUAUCACGUCACAAUGACAAUUUAGGGUUACUAUAUUUAAAAUAAAAUAAAACUGAUUGUGUUGCUGUAAAGCUUUUAAUGUAAAUAGUUAUGCUAUCCUUUACCUAAAUUUGCAUAAAAAAAAAAAGUGAAAAUUAAAUUAUAGUUAGUAUCCCUUUCUAUAAUUGAAGAAGUCAGGCCUAAUGCUCUUCAAGGAUAAAGUGGUAGCUUGAAGAGCGAUGUCAAAGGCUUAUGAAUGAUUUGAAACAAACUAAUACAACUGAAGGGUGCAGGAGAAUAACACAUGUAAUGUUCCUUCAAUGUUUUUACUGGUACACAAAAUUUUAUAAGGUCUUAAUAGUAAAAUUAUCACGAACAAUACUCAUCUCUAAUCUCUCUAUUCUCAUCGUCUUAAUAAUACAAAUAAUGAGAUUGAUAGAUAUGAUUAUAAUGUUAUCUUCAAUUACUAUACAAAAAGUUCGUGCAUAUUAAUUCAUUUGUUAUUCUCUUGUUACCUUUCGAUUAAUAAAACUCAACGUAAAUUAUAAUAGUUUUAUGUUUUUAUUAAUUAAAUCACGGAUACGGCUAAAAGAAGAUUAUGUUGAAUCAAAGUCGACCCUGGGAACGUUCCUACGGAGAAACCUUUUAUUACAUUUAUUGUAUAAAGAAGCUAUGAAGUAGAAUUUGUAAUUGAAUAUGCAACUUCGAAAAGGGCACAUGUCGCAUAUUUUGUCAAAUACGUUUUUUCAUAUACAUGUAGUUUUGAGGCUUACCUACACCCAUUUUAUAACAAUUCUAGUAAUUUUCAAUUGCUAACUAACACUAAAAUAUAUCUCAAAAGUUAAUAUUUUAAAUUUUACACUGCUUUAGAAAAUAAUCAGUUUUUUUUCAUUUCCUGUACAUUUUACAUUUUCAGAGAUGUGCCCUUUUCGAAAUUGCAUAUUCAAUUGAUUAUAUCGACUGUCCCUACGUACAGUAUCGAAACUGAAAAUUUGCGAUUUUUUUUUAUGACACUAAGAUGUUUCUUUUUAUGUAUAUUUUCACACAAAAAAGAGAAAAAGCUAUAAAAUACAUAUUAAACCAUGUUUUCAAUGAGUAUAAUAUCGAUACUUAACAAAUCAAUCAGCGUAAAAAAUCGAAUGUUUAAUUUCGGUACUAUACGCGGAUACAAGAAGCGUGCGUGCAGGACGAAACUACCGCUUUCGUUGCUAUACGCGGUGCCCCGCGCGCCCGCGCGUUCCGAUGCAAUUUUGAAGUAAUGUGGCUCUAACGGAAAACUGAUAAGUAUAUUAACAAAUUUAUUAAUUCCGAUUGCAUGAUGUUUAUUUUCUCCUUGUUUUUUAAUCUGAUUUCCUUAACAAUAUUCUGUGAUUAAUUAAGUUUACCUCAAAAACAAUGUAUUUUAAAGUAAAUGUCAUUCACCCGAAGUAUACUAUCGAAAGUCCCAAAUUCGAUUUUGUACGUCGAUUAACAUUUUUUUUGGAGUAUCGAAAGUGACACUUCCGAUAAUUUCUUAAUUUAAAUGUACAACGUAAAAUAUCGAAAGAGUCACAUUCGAUAAUUUUGAUAAAACAGUUCCCAAGUAAAUAAUCGAAACGGGCAGUUUCGAUUGUUCACGCUAAUUGAUUAACGUGGUAAAGUAUCGAAACUAACAUUUCUCAAAAACUAUGAAAAAUUUGGGAUAAAAUGACAUAUACAUUUAACUGCCAGUAAAAGUUUACCAUAUAUCUGAAAUUAUUUGCAGAUAGGCCAAUAAAUGACAAUUUGGUACACAAAAUUAACUUCAAAGUGCUCUCCUGUAAAGUACCGUUUUUCAAUUUCGAUAUUAUACGUAGGGACAGUCGAUAUAUCUAAUUUAUUCCGUACAUAUUUACGGCGUCAGUGCACGAUAUUUUCUCUUAGGGAGUAGAAAAAAUAUUUUUUUAACUCUACAAGGGUAGACUCUCAUAGACAAGAAAUAAUUUUUUUUUGUUAUUUGUCUUCGUAUUUUAAAUUUUUGGAGAGACAUACGAUUGCCAAUUUAUUGAUACAUAAUUCGAGGAAUGUUAUUCAAUAUUUUAAGAUAACGUCGAGUUUAUCGUUACAAUAUAUAUACCAUUAUCGACCAUCAGAUUUAUCAGAUGAAAAGAAACUUAUAGUUCAAAUUCUACUUCAAGCUUCGUUUGUAUGGUUUAAGUCGCGUAAUAUGAAUCAUUGGAUAUGAUUUUAUUUGUAAUAUAUAAAUCCCUUUUUAAAUCGUAAGUUUUCAUGUUUGUUUGCUCGUUGUUUUUAGUUUUAAUUUAAUUCUUGAAUUAUUAUAAUUUUUUUUCUCUUUUUUUUUGUAUUAUGUAUAGUUCGGACCACACUUUGAAUUAAUAUUCGCAUUUGUCUAUGGCCAUCGUAGCGGUGUCUGUGGACGCGAACGUCGAAAAACGGAAAAUCAAUAAGUCUUUGCCUCUAUUUAUUUUUUUGUUCGAAUCUAAUAAAUCUAACCAAUAUCAAUAUUAUUGUCAUUCGAUUUUGAUGCUUUUAUUGAUUUUGAUAAAAAAGAUUCUAAAUUAAAAAGUGACUAUUAGGAUCAUUUAUUUCUGACGCAGGACGUUACGGAUCAAUAAAAUCUGUAUUCUCGUAAGUCAUUUAUAAUUAAAGUAGUAAUUCUUGAGAGAAAAAAAAUGUAAACGUUUGAUGAAUGCCAUUACAAAACUCGACUUUAAUAUUGCAACUGCAUAGAGUAUGUAGUUUCUUAUCAGUAUUUGACUUAAUUGAGUUACAUAUUUAAGGAGUCGCUUCAUCAUCAAACUAGGUCAAUGGCCCUUGUUUCUUCUUUUGAAAGAAAAAAGUUUCCCUCCCAUUGCCUGUAUAGUUUUUGAACCGCUUCGAUGGCCAUGAUUGAUUAAUUUUAAAUCCGAAAUUAGAUUAAGGUUUUUUAAACACGUUUUGUUCUUAAGUGUACCAAAAAAAUAAUGAAAAAUGAUUAUGCGUCAGUAACCGACUGUACGGCCGUGAUCUGUAGUUAUGUAUGGAAAUAAAUAAAUACACAAA